This is a messenger RNA of Mesorhabditis belari, 924 nucleotides long. The record is from the annotation of a GenBank genome assembly. NCBI's taxonomy places the organism in Eukaryota, Metazoa, Nematoda, Chromadorea, Rhabditida, Rhabditidae.
AUGUCCAGGUUACGACUUCGAGAUCUCCACAAGAGGAUGCUUGAGCUCAAGUUGAAAAGAAUAAAGGAAAAUAUGAAGGACGAGGAUGAAGAAAUGCCGGAAAUUAAACCCUACUCGAAAACGGUUCACGAGGAGAGAGAACGCAGCAGAAGUAGAAGCCUUUCGCCGGGCACGUCGGCGCAUGAAAAAUGGAAUCGACCAAAGGUGAACCUUGGCUCACUUGAGGAUCCAGAUCUUGAUGAGCAAGAGAAAGAGGCCAAAUGGAAACAACUUCUUCCUGAUGAGCUCGAAGAGGCAACGGUAGAGCUUUACGAGCGAGGUGGCUAUUCUCCGACGUAUGGAGAUCCUGAUGAUGCUAUGCCUGGAAUUGAGGUUUUGAAUGAGGACGAUGAUAAAGCAAAGCUUAUUUCUCGCCGUGAAUCACAGCGCAAGAAGCCGGAAGGAAUGAGUGAAUCAGAAUCGGAGAUGAUGGCAAUGGCCAGAAAGGGAAUGGAUAAAGACGAAGGAACGUUUAGUGUUGAAGUGCCGAUCGAAGCUCAAAAACAUCUCUGGUCCGACAAGUAUCGACCAAGAAAGCCAAGAUACUUGAAUCGAGUACAAACGGGCUUUGAGUGGAAUAAGUACAAUCAGACUCACUACGAUAUGGACAAUCCGCCACCAAAAGUCGUUCAAGGAUACAAAUUCAAUGUUUUCUAUCCGGAUUUGUUGGAUAUUACGCAGACGCCCUCCUUCAAGAUCUUUUUGGAUCCAAAUGAUAACGAUUUCGCGACGAUCCGUUUUCAUACUGGCCCACCAUAUGAAGACAUUGCCUUUAAGAUUGUGAACAGAGAAUGGGAUCUCCUCCACAAGAACGGAUACAAGUGUCAAUUUCAACAGGGCGUAUUUCAACUGUGGUUCAUGUUCAAGAAAUACCGUUAUCGUCGU